This is a messenger RNA of Triticum aestivum (bread wheat), 2210 nucleotides long. RefSeq lists its product as uncharacterized. The record is from RefSeq and is a predicted model, not a curated record. The transcript is spliced from 3 exons. The coding region runs from base 321 to 2060 and encodes 579 amino acids. NCBI's taxonomy places the organism in Eukaryota, Viridiplantae, Streptophyta, Magnoliopsida, Poales, Poaceae.
AGCUUUGAACUACAAAUUUAAAUCGGUGACUUCAUAAAUUUCAAGAUGUGCUCAUAAGGGUAGGGUGUUUGUGUGUGCCUUCAUAGGGAUGAGUGUAUGCGCGCGUAUAUGAGCGUUUGCGUCUGUACUGUGUUAAAAAAACCUAUAGGAAAAGAAGACCCAACAUUAGUCCAACGUGCAAAGAGGCCUCAGUUACAAAAAGCCAAUGCAUUUUCAGUUUAAAAAAAAGGUGUGCACUUUCGUCUGCACGUUCAUCCAUCCGCUGCACCGCAGGACAGGGCAGCGAGCAGGGGAAGCGCUCGAGGAGGACAGACGUCACCAUGCCUUCCUCUCCCUCCGCCAACCCGGGCCACGGCGUCCGCACCGCCGCCGCGACGUCCAGGCCCACGGGCGCCGAGGGCUUCGCCUCGAUCCUGGCCACUCAGGGCGAGCUCGACGCGCUCUGCCGGGAGCACGGCGUCCCCGAGGGCUUCACCGCGCUCCCCGCCGGCGACCUGCGCGCGAACUCGACGCCGCCGCGGGGGGCCAUCUGCGUGUACGCGCGCGCGCUGGAGGCCGGGAUGCGCGUCCCGCUUCACCGCUUCUUCCUCGAGGCGCUCGCCCACUUCGGCCUCGCGCCGGCCCAGCUCACGCCCAACGGGUGGCGCAACAUGGCGGGCUUCGUCGCGCUCUGCCGCUCCGCCGGCGUGCCGCAGUCCCUCGCGGUGUUCCGGCAUUUCUUCCUGCUGUCCGUCGUCUCCCACAAGCACGGAAAAGGCUGGUACUUCUUCCAAUCCAGGCAGGGCUCCGGCCUGCGCUUCACGGGGAUGCCGAACCCGAACUCCAUUGCUAUGAAGGACUGGAAACGCGAGUUCUUCUUCCUCUCUUCGCCGGAGCCGUGGCCUUGCGCCGUGGAGUGGGGCGAGCCGUCCAAGAGCGCACUCAUGAAGCCGGUGCUCACCCCUCAGGAAAGCAAAUCGGCGGCCAAGCUGCUGCGCGUUCACGGGGGCGCCCCCGUUGAUCUCAGGACGUAUCUCAGCAGCAGCAACCUUGCCGCCGCCAUGGUAGCCACCACUGCAUCACCGCCGCCAUCUACUAGUACUACUCCCAGUUCCAAAGCUAUGGAUCCCGCUGUCAAGGACAUGAUGAAGGUUAUGCUCGCGGAGAAGGCGGCCGCGCAAGCGUCGGCGUCGGCCGUGAAAGCCGAGCCGUGCAGCAACCCAGCAGGGUCGCCAUCUUUGUGCGGGGAGAAAAGGGUUCUGGAGGAAGCCAACGACGAGGAGGGUCUAUCUCUUCCUGUCCACAACAUGAUGAAGUGUAUGCUGGCGGACAAGGCGGCCGCGCAAGCGCCGGCGAAGAAGAGGAUUCGGGAGGAAGCCAGCGGCGGGGAGGAGGUUCCGCGUCUUUCGGCGCCGAACACGCCGCUGUCCCGCGUGUGCUCGCCACCGCCGGGCUUCUCCGGGAAGCGACAGCACAUUCCCAGCAGGCACGACGGAGACACCACGGACUGGGAGGCUGCGCGUGAGCUGCUCCAGGGCGCCGUCUCGCCGCCGCUGGAGCGCGCGUUCGCGGCGAGCGCGCCUUCCGAGGUCGUCAAGUCGAGCUACGCUGCGAUUCUGCAGGCCGCGAACUACGCGUCGUUCUCCUUCCGCCACGCGCUCGACCUGGAGGAGAAGCUGGCGGCCAGGGAGCGCGAGGCCGCGGCGCUGCGGGAGCAGCUGGAGGAGGCAAAGGCCGAGCUCGCCGCGGCGAAGCGGGCGGCAGAAGCAGAGCGGGAGAAGGCAACGGACGAUCUCGCCGCGGAGCUCGAGAUGGCGAAAGGCGGGCUCGCCGUGGCGAAGCGGGCUCGGGAGGCGGAGGCCGAGCUCGCCGCGGCUCGGGCGGAGGCGGUGAAGAAGAGGGCCGAGCUCGCCGCGUUGAAGCGGGCCGCGGAGGCGGAGAAGGCGAAGGCCGAGGAGGAAGCGGCGGCGCUGCAACAGCUCCUGGCGUCCGAGGAGGACGUGCGGCGGCGAGCGGAGGACGCGCUGGAGGCGUACGAGCGCUGGCGAGGCCGUCGCGCUCCGGCCGGUCGUGUUGCUUGAGUGGCUCGUCAAUGGAUCUUUUGGAAUUUGAGAAAUUUCUAGACGACUCCUCGGGACAUCGCUAGAGAUGAGGAAUAAAUCAUUUGGUCGAUCGAUUCUAUGGACUCUUUUUUUUUAACAAGAUUCUAUGGGCUCUGUUCGUCUAGGCAA